Molecule: messenger RNA, 387 nt
Organism: Fusarium poae
Lineage: Eukaryota; Fungi; Ascomycota; Sordariomycetes; Hypocreales; Nectriaceae
Exons: 3
Coding region: 1-387 (128 amino acids)
Source: RefSeq, a predicted model, not a curated record
AUGUCUCUUCCCCGUCGCUUCUCCAUUUCCAUCGAUGGCAAGCCCGUUGUUAUGCCCAGAGAGGACCCUGAGCAGAUGCCCCAGGCAAAAACUUCCGAUUAUGGGGACCAGCCUGCUGUCUUUGAGAUUCUGGGCGGCCACCUCAUCAGUGGUCCAUUCGCCAUGGGUCGUCGAAAUAUGGAGGAUCGCAGCUUGCAUCCCAAGAGCGUCGUGUGGUGCACCAUGGAACACAUGAACGAGCUACAACCUGUGCAAGUUGAGAUGCGAGAGGAUGGUCCCGAGCUCAGUUUUAAUGGCUGCAGAUUGGCGCUCAUCGAAGGCCAGGUUGUCUGCCCUCUCAUCCCAGAGAUGGCACCCUCUCAGCGAGUUGAGAUUCGACCGGAGUAG